This is a messenger RNA of Pleurotus ostreatus (oyster mushroom), 927 nucleotides long. RefSeq lists its product as uncharacterized. Gene Ontology annotation, molecular function: 4-hydroxy-tetrahydrodipicolinate synthase activity. Bases 1 to 927 code for a protein of 308 amino acids. The transcript is spliced from 3 exons. The record is from RefSeq and is a predicted model, not a curated record. NCBI's taxonomy places the organism in Eukaryota, Fungi, Basidiomycota, Agaricomycetes, Agaricales, Pleurotaceae.
AUGUCUGCACCUCCACAAGGAUUCUACGUUCCCGCAGUCCUAUUCUUCGACGAAGCCGAGGAAUUUGACUUCGCAUCAAUCAAAGCCCAUAUCUUGCGCUUGGCCGAAGGUGGCGUGACUGGCAUAUUGGUGCAAGGCAGUAAUGGAGAGGCGCAACACUUGUCUCACGAAGAACGUAAAGAAGCUAUUCGAUUCACGCGUGAAACGCUCGACAGCAAUGGCUUUCAAAACGUCCUGGUUAUUGCUGGCACCGGAGCCCAGUCGACGCGGGAGACGAAGAAACUAUGUGUAGAUGCCAAAGAGGCAGGCGCGACGCAUGUGCUCGUCCUCACUCCUUCCACUUGGCCGCCGCAAAUGUCACCGGAGAACAUCCUAAGAUUCCACAGAGAGGUGGCCGAUGCAUCACCAAUCCCGACGAUGGUAUACAACUUCCCCGUCGUCACAGCGGGCCAAGACCUCGACUCCGACAUAAUUGCGACGCUCGCGCAGCACCCAAACAUCGUCGGGACCAAGCUGUCGUGCGGCAAUAUUGGCAAGCUGCACAGACUCGCCUCGACGUUCCCGGCGUCAGAGUUCGCCGUUUUUGCGGGGAGAUCGGAUUUGUUCCUCCAAGGAUUGAUGUCUAGGAGUGCGGGCACUAUCGCAGCAUCGGUGAACCUAUUUCCCAAAGUCCACCGGGAGAUAUACAAGCUAUUCCGAGAAGGAAGGAUAGCCGAAGCGAUGGAGCUUCAAGCGCAGCUUGGGCACGCCGACUGGGCGGUCGGGAGGAUCGGUGGAAUCGGUGGGAUAAAGGCUAUAGCUCAGAAGCAUUUUGGUUACGGAGGGAAAUGGGUCAGAGGGCCAUUGAAACACGUUGAGUAUGAUGCAUUGACAGGGAAGCACGUCCAGAAAAUCGAAGAGAUGAUCAAGUUAGAAAAGUCUUUGUAG